Paramecium sonneborni is the source of this 475-nucleotide messenger RNA. NCBI's taxonomy places the organism in Eukaryota, Ciliophora, Oligohymenophorea, Peniculida, Parameciidae. The record is from the annotation of a GenBank genome assembly.
AAAAAAGCUAUUACUUUCAAAAUAGCAUAUCUUAAAUUAUUCUGAAUUUUUAUGAUAAGGUAAUUCAAAGUCACAAUUUUUAUAAAUAAUGCUGGAUCUAGAAUUUUUAAUUAUUGAAAAAGAAUCAAUGUAAGAUGUCGUUUAAACAUAUACAAUUAAUAGCUCAGUUACUUAUGAAUUCAAUAGGGAUAGCAUGAAAAAUGUUAUUAAUAUUAGAUUAGCUGCCUCUAUCCUUAAGGAAUAAAGGUAAAUAUUUAUCCAUUUAGUAUACUUACAUUAUGGAUAAUUCAGAAAUAAUGGAGUUGAAAUAUUAAAAUAGAUUGUUUGAACACAACUUUCGUUUGCCUAUGGAAAAACAGGAUAGUAAUAAUCUUGAUUAUUAUAGAUAUAAAGAUUGAAGAAAAAAAUUGAUUAUUUUUACUUAUGAUAACUCAUGAAAAUGUUGCAUAGUGUAUUUUAAAAGCAACAGAAAAGG